AUGGCUAAAGAUCAAUUGAGGGUUCUUCAAGCUCUUGAUGCUGCGAAAACACAAUGGUAUCACUUUACGACGAUUGUGAUCGCCGGAAUGGGUUUCUUCACCGAUUCCUACGAUCUGUUCUGCAUUUCCAUGGUCACAAAGUUACUUGGCCGGAUAUAUUACUACAAAGAAGGCUCUCCUGAACCCGGUUCGCUUCCGUCCAAUGUCUCCGCCGCCAUAACCGGCGUCGCCUUCUGUGGAACCCUAAUCGGCCAACUCUUCUUCGGGUGGCUUGGAGACAGGCUGGGAAGAAAACGUGUCUAUGGCAUAACCUUAAUGCUCAUGGUUGUUUGUUCUAUGGGAUCUGGUCUCUCUCUAGGAUCGAACCCUAAAGCUGUUAUGGCCACUCUUUGCUUCUUCCGAUUCUGGCUCGGCUUCGGCAUCGGCGGCGACUACCCUCUCUCCGCCACCAUCAUGUCGGAGUAUUCAAAUAAGAAGACUCGCGGGGCUUUCAUCGCCGCCGUUUUCGGGAUGCAAGGGUUUGGGAUUCUUGCCGGCGGCACUGUCGCGAUCAUCGUCUCUGCAAUUUUCAAAGCUUACUUUCCAGAACCACCGUAUCAGACGAAUCCAGUUUUAUCCACAGUUCCAGAAUCCGAUUAUGUCUGGAGAUUGAUUCUCAUGUUCGGUGCUGUCCCAGCGAUUUUAACUUACUAUUGGCGUAUGAAGAUGCCUGAAACUGCUAGAUACACCGCCUUGGUCGCUAAGAACACGCAGCAAGCAGCUUCUGAUAUGUCCAAAGUUCUUCAGGUUGAGAUUGAAGAAGCAGAAAGUGAUCGGAAAGUUACUGAGAAUAAUUUGAGUGGUAAGAAUAACGGCGAUAAUCAGUUUGGGUUAUUCUCGAAGCAGUUUCUUCGUCGUCAUGGGCUUCACUUGCUUGGAACCACGACGACGUGGUUUUUUCUGGACAUUGCGUUUUACAGUCAGAAUCUGUUUCAGAAAGAUAUAUUCAGUGCGAUUGGUUGGAUUGCUGAUGCGAAGACGAUGAGCGCCAUUGAAGAGGUCUUCAGGAUCGCCAGAGCUCAGACGCUUAUAGCCAUUUGCAGCACUGUGCCGGGAUACUGGGUCACAGUGGCUCUUAUUGAUCGGAUCGGAAGGUUCUCGAUUCAGAUCAUCGGCUUCUCCUUCAUGACGGUGUUUAUGUUUGCACUGGCCAUUCCUUACCAACACUGGACCAUGCCGGGAAACCAGAUAUGGUUCGUGGUAAUUUACUCGCUGACGUUCUUCUUCUGUAACUUCGGGCCCAACUCUACGACAUUCAUCGUGCCGGCGGAGAUAUUUCCGGCGAGGCUGAGGUCUACAUGUCAUGGAAUCUCAGCAGCGGCGGGCAAAGCCGGAGCAAUAGUGGGAUCGUUUGGUUUUUUGUAUGCUUCAAACACCAUUGGAGUGAGGAAUGCUCUGAUAAUUCUGGCAGUGAUUAACUUGUUAGGGUUGAUGUUUACCUUUCUGGUGCCGGAGACCAAGGGAAAAUCACUGGAGGAGAUUUCCGGUGAAGGAGGUGAGGAAGAUGAAGAAGAGGCUGGUGAUGUUCCUAGAGACUACAGGAUUGAAAAUAUGGCUUAA
Neltuma alba is the source of this 1599-nucleotide messenger RNA. RefSeq names its product probable inorganic phosphate transporter 1-7. The transcript has a single exon. Lineage: Eukaryota; Viridiplantae; Streptophyta; Magnoliopsida; Fabales; Fabaceae. Gene Ontology annotation, cellular component: membrane. The record is from RefSeq and is a predicted model, not a curated record. Gene Ontology annotation, molecular function: phosphate transmembrane transporter activity. Bases 1 to 1599 code for a protein of 532 amino acids. Gene Ontology annotation, biological process: phosphate ion transport; transmembrane transport.